AAACUCGCCAACUCCGCCCUUGUCCCCGCGGGAUCCCGGAGCCCGAGCCGGCCUGGGGCCGAGGCUGCCCGAGCGGCGCUGCGAUUCAGCGAACAUGGCAGCAGAAUGAGGAGGCUGGCGCCGGGUGGUGACCACCGCUGCCGCGCUGCAGCUCGAGAUCCGCGCUUGGCGCGCUGCUAGUUGCAUCCUUAGUCGGCCUCCUGGUGGCGGCUGGGUUAUUUCAUUCCGAACCCAGAGCGGGGGAGAAAGGAGAACCCGCAGCUGAGCGAUCUGUGCUCUGGCAGGGUGUAGGAUCGUGUGUGCAACUCGCCCGCUUGCGCAAACGACACAGGAGAGAGCUGGUCCAGGGCUGCGGCGACGCGGGCGCGGGGAUGAACCGGCAAUGGAGCGGCCUCGGCUAGGCGCACGGUGCCAGCCGGCGCUGCAGCCGGAGCGCUGCCUGAGCCCGGGCUCCGAGGGGCUUUGGGGCCUCGCGCACCCUGGGGGAGUCCCUGCCACCACUGCCUCCGCGAAGGACGGGGACCCCGCGUGGUGGACACUGCAGCAGUCGCGGCACUGAGGCGCUCCGAGCCUGAUUCGCCUGCAGCUUGGUGCGCCCUCGGCACCUGGGCGCCUUGCCCGGUGCUCAGCAACUGGCGAAAGGUGAGGUCGGCUGCUGGAGCCUGGUGCCGGACUGGCUAGGGAGGUGUGUGUGCGCGUGUUGCACUAGAGAUCCGAGCCGAGGCAGAACCGAGCGGACCUGAGCAGCCAUGCUUCCCGGGGUGGGCGUGUUCGGCACCAGCCUCACGGCCCGUGUCAUCAUCCCGCUGCUGAAAGACGAGGGCUUCGCGGUGAAGGCGCUGUGGGGCCGCACGCAGGAAGAAGCUGAGGAGCUCGCCAAGGAGAUGAGCGUCCCCUUCUACACCAGCCGCAUUGACGAGGUGCUGUUGCAUCAGGACGUGGACUUGGUGUGCAUCAAUCUGCCACCGCCUCUCACCAGGCAGAUCGCCGUCAAGACCCUGGGCAUUGGCAAGAAUGUCAUCUGCGACCGGACGGCCACUCCGCUGGACGCAUUCCGCAUGAUGUCCGCCGCGCACUACUACCCCAAGCUCAUGAGCAUCAUGGGCAAUGUGCUGCGCUUCCUGCCCGCCUUCGUGCGCAUGAAGCAGCUCAUCGAGGAGGGCUACGUGGGCGAGCUGCUGGUGUGUGAGGUGCAGGUGCACAGCGGCAGCCUGCUGGGCAAGAAGUACAACUGGAGCUGCGACGACCUGAUGGGCGGUGGUGGCCUGCACUCGGUGGGUACCUACAUCAUCGACCUGCUCACCUUCCUUACCGGCCAGAAGGCCAUCAAGGUUCACGGUCUGCUCAAGACCUUUGUCAAGCAGACGGACCACAUCAAAGGCAUCCGCCAGAUCACCAGCGAUGACUUCUGCACCUUCCAGAUGGUGCUGGAGGGCGGGGUGUGCUGCACAGUCACUCUGAACUUCAACGUGCCCGGAGAGUUCAAGCAGGACGUGACUGUGGUGGGCUCAGCUGGGCGCCUGCUGGCAGUAGGCACUGACCUGUAUGGGCAGCGCAACAGCGCCCUGGAGCAGGAGCUGCUGCUGCAGGACACCACGCCUGUGAGCAACUCCCUGCUGCCCGAGAAGGCCUUCAGUGACAUCCCCUCACCCUAUCUGCGUGGCACCAUGAAGAUGAUGCAGGCUGUACGCCAGGCUUUCCAGGAUCAGGAUGACCGGCGCACAUGGGACGGGCGGCCGCUCACCAUGGCCGCCACGUUUGAUGACUGCCUGUAUGCGCUUUGCGUGGUGGACACCAUCAAGAGGUCCAGUCAGACAGGCGAGUGGCAGAACAUUGUCAUCAUGACAGAGGAGCCAGAGCUGAGUCCUGCCUACCUGAUCAGUGAGGCCAUGCGCAGGAGCAGAAUGUCCCUCUACUGUUAGAGGGGACUGAAAACCCCAGGGACUUAGGCCUUCUGCAUGGGGUCCAGAAAGGGGGCCACUAGGAAUGGGGGAGAGACUGAAUGAAUAAAAGGUACAUGAGAAAGUAAACCCCAGCCCAGAUAAGGGACUUGGGGGACUUAGGCCUUCUAUGUGAGACCCAGAGAGGGGGAAGGCAUGGGGACCCCAGCCCAGGUAGGGGACCCCACUCAAGCACGCUGGUGGGCUGAGCCAGCCUGGAGCAGGUCCCUGCGGGGUACUGCAUGAGAGUGAGGAGGUUUAGUGGCCUCUACUGUGAGAAGCAAGGAGGAGCUGCUUCCCUCCCUACCUCAUCCACCCACACACCUUGGCCUUCUUUGCAAGCCAAAUGGCACUGCAAGGUCAAGGCACUGUCAGAUGGCAAGGUCAGUGGGAGCCAGGCUCCCCCCAACUCUGCCACUGGCUGGAGAAGGCACUUUUAGCACAUGUCCACAUAAGCUUGUUAGUCUAGGGAGAGGCGGAGGGUGUGUAUGACUAGUGAGAAAGUUCAAAUUCUAGGAAGCCACUUUUCUACUCAAAGCAUCUGAAGGAAAAGUACUUAGUAGCAGAGGGUACAGCUUCCUGGGUUAAUCUUCCUCCUAGGAAGCCUUAGAGUGUGUUGAACUGGCUCCUAGCCCUUCACCUGGGGCCUUAGGGAGCAUCAAAAAUGGCAAGCAGAGAGCAGGGCUCCCUUGAGCUGAAAGAAGCAAAGGAGCACACUGAAACAGAUGAGGCAGAGAAUAAACUGUCCUUCAAGGAGCCACUUUAGGAUUCUUUCCAGUGAGGGUGGAACAUGCAGGACAGGGGUUUGUUACUUAGUAACAAUACCAUGUGGUAAGGAACCCUACCCUGGGUUCAGACAAUGCCAAGAACGUCAUGCCCAGUGUGGGCUUCACUGCAAGCUUCUGCUUGCCCUCGAGGACUGGGGACAGCUCUGGCCUGGGAGAUGCAGUCUGAACUCCCAAACAGAAGGGAAAAUGAGCAUAUUCCCUGGCUUUGGCCUCUAACACCCAUCUCUCCUACCAAGCUGGGAAGGUGUCAGGAACUUCAGCCAGCUUUGUGAAUUUAAAAGGGAGGCAGGCCUUCAUUCACAAUCAGAGUCCUUUGAAGUUCUUUUCCUUAGCUUUGGCCUUGGCUUUCAGGAUUCUGACACCUGGAAACUUUUGAAUAAGUAUUAAGCAAAAUCAUAAGGAUAACAAGGAACAUAAUUUUCAGUGUUGCUAAAAUGGGAGUUUAGAGACCUUGGAGAGAUUACAUGGAGGGCAGAGAAGGCUAAUGUUACACAAAGCAUAAAGAUGCUUUUACUUGCUCUCCUGUCUCUCUUGUCUUUUACCCUCUAUGUACAGAGCUCUCAUUAAAGAUGGCCAACUGUAAGCUUAAAGUGGGCAGUGCCAAAAGGAAACAGCUAGCCACAUAUGACACAUGUACAUUUGUAAAUGCUUGCUAUUGUCAAAUGUCACCAAAACCAUUUUUCAAAAUUCAGGUCUGGUCUUGAAAGAAAGGUCAAGUACAUUUUGAAAAUGGGGAAUUGUCUUUUUGUUAUCUUUGCUACCCCUCUCUCUCCCCCAAAACAUUUGUGAGGUUGGAUUAAGUCUUCAUUGUUUUGUUCUCACUUCCUGAAGUCAAACAGGUGUCUUUGGCUUGCAACUCAGGUUUAAACUUUUCAAAUAACUGGCAAUAGAAGUGGAAGAGAAUUUAAGCGAUCUCCCAAACAGUCCAAUCAGGUGCAUCCUCCAUUCUCCUCCCUUGGGUCAAUUCUAGUCAAGGCUCUGGCUACCCACAGGUGCAGCCAUGGAUGUGUUCCAACACCAGGAAUGGUGGUCAUUUCCUAGUACAAGGGAGUAGGUAUGGACUUGAUGGAAUCAUGCUAUUUCCCUGGGGCCUUAAUGCAAACUGAUAGAGUUAAUCAGCUGAAACACGCCAUGUCCCAUUAUGGUCCCUGAGUGUUGACAUACCUCACAGUUAGCAUUCCAGAUUUGCAACAGCAGUUCAAAGUGGAAAUUUGUUGAGCAAAAGUUUACCAGUACUAGCUUGAGCAAAAGACCAUAUUUCGGGCUGUUUUGGAUGCCUAUUCCCUUCAAUUACCUUCUGUGGAAGUAGUUUUUGUGGAAACUGAGAAGAAUUUUUCCUGACUAUCCUGGAAGGCUGUGGUUUAAGAAUGAAGGGAAAGAAAAUUAGAUGAGUCCAUGGGGAUUUUUUUUUCCUAAGGCAUUUAUAAUCAAUCCUUGGGGGUUCAAUUUUGGUGUUGUACUUAACAAUGACACUAGAGAGACUUUUUUCUUUCCAAAGGCCUCUGACCUCUGUGAUAAAUAUUCAGAGACUAAAACAAAAAUUCUCAUUUGAAGCUGUGGGAUAUAGAAAGAUUACAUAUUCUGUAAAAGCAGCAUGAAAACUUAGUAUGUGUACUCAAAUUUUAUCUAUUGAAAUGCAUGUACUAGGUAGAUGUAGGAACAAGAGGAAGAAAAACACCUAGGUAGAUCAUUUUUUAAAAUAUAAAGAUGAUAGCAAAUGGGAUUAAGAGACUUCUUUUCUACGCCUUCUGCCCUUGGCUGACCAUGUGCAAAUUACUGGUAGAAGCAACAAUGUGGGCCCAGAUCUCAAGCCUUUAGUCACAUCCUGCAGAGGGACUUUGUUUCAGCACAGCACCUUCAGGGUACUGGGUCACACCUGCUGACUUUGACCUAGGACUAAAUCCCAGCAAUAAUCUAGGUCCUUUCUGCUUUAACAUGUUUCAAGGUCCUGACGUAAUAGAAGUGACAUGUUGGAAUCUUCUGGUUCAGUUCCCCUUUGCCUGUCUUGUUCUCACCAUUGUGUGGAUGACUCUGGUUUUCUGGAAAAGUCUUAAAGUUCCAGUUCUCAGAGAGGAAUUAGGUUAGAGUUCUUUCUGGUUAUCCACAAGAGUUUGGGGAUGCCUUUGGGCUUAUUGAGAAAGUUUGGAGUCUGUGAAAGAAUCUGUGACCACUGUCAGUUUCUCUGACUUCUCCCAAUGAGAAAAUUACAUUGUGGGGUACCUCUAAUACACAUUAGCCUACCUGGCAGCAAAUACCACUGUGUCACAUGUUAUCUGUACAGUAGGGGCAGUCAUGGCUGACUCCAAGACUUAACCAUUGGGUGUAGAGUAUUUUAAGUAUAUUAUUACAUUAUCCCAUUCAAUCCAUAUAUAGUAUUGGGUAUUAUCAUUCCCUUUUUAUACACGAGCAAAUAAUUUGCCCAAAGGCAUACAACUAGUAAGCAGAGGUGGGCUCACUCAAAUCCAAAACCUUUCUUCUCUAAACCACAAUUUGUUCCUGCUCUUGCCUGGUAGAGAAAGUGCUCCCUACCUAGCCUAUAGGGGGCGCUCUGACACGCUCUCCACAUUUGAUGUUUGCCAGAAGGUUAUUAGAGUCGCAAAUAGAAGUAAUCAAUUUUUCUUCCCCUUCCCAAACAGAAAUAUCACUCAGCUUCUUUUCAAAUGGACUUAAGUUGAUUUUUGACUGUAGGUGACUCAACCACUCUUAGAGUUUGGGAUUUUCAAAACAUUGUUGGCCAAGUAUUAGAUAGCCUUGGAUUUUGCUCUCAGGGGCUUGAGUGUAACACAGGAAGGUAUCUCUUCUCAGGGAGUGGGGCUGUUAAGGUUCAUUUGUUUGCGACUCAGAUAUAUUUAGCUGUGCAUUUGUACUGUUACUACUCUCUUUUGUGCUUCAUCCUAUCUCGUAGUUAACAACUAUUGAAUUUGACCUGUGAUUACAAAUUGGGUUUCUGAUCUGUUCUUUUAUUCUGGUGGACACAGGAGGAAAACAACUUUGCUAAUGACAUCCUGGGAGAAAGUAAAUCCAAAUGUAUGUGAAGGGACUUCAGAGCCUAUUAUAUUCAGUCCUUUUAUAUUACAUCCCAGAGAGGGAAAAUGAUGGCCAAGGUCCCCACGCUUCUAUAGUGGUAGAGCCAGGAUGAGAAGCCCAAUUUCCUGACUCUCUUAUGCUGCCUCACACAGCACCUUCAGGGCACCCACGUGGAGAAAUGAGUGGUCUGAGUGCCUCUGGCUAGUUGGCAGAGAAGUUGGAAUUAGAACUCAAACCAAAUUGGAUUAAAUUCCCUGAGCUGUGGCAAGUAAAUGUUUGUUUCUUUAUGAACUCAAUUAUGUCUUGAAUGUACUUAAAAGCUAACUGUUUAAAUUCUUCAAUUGUGACUAUAAACAAUUAUCUCUAAUUUGUAUUCUACUUGGCAAGGAUGGGAGACAUAAACUCGGAUUUCUACAUUUGGGAUUUGCCGAGGUCCAUGACCUUCCCAUCCUCUGGCUGGUAUAAAUUGAGGCUCUGAGUAGCUUAGGAAUCUUGCUCCACUCAAUGCUUACUUUGCUUGGCCAUUAAAGCCUUGGAGUUUACAGGGUAGAAGCCACAAUACUGGGGAGCUUGUUGGAAAAAUAAAGUCAACUAUCAGAAACCCACAUUUCAAUUCCUUUUUAGGAAAUGGAGGAGGGCAUUGAAAGAAAAAUCGUGAGACUUUGUAGUAUGCUUCCUGAGUCUUCACUGGCAAGGGGCAGGCAUCCCUGCCUGCCCACCCUGGGCAGAGGAACUGGCAGAUGCACAGAGCUGAGUUUCUGGGGACAAUCCAGAUGGGCUGGGGCUUCAGAGGCAUGCAAGGGGCUCAGUGGACCUGUUAUAAAAUCUGGCUGUGAAGCCGAUGCCAUAUGUGAGUGGAAGAUAGCCUGCGGGCCUUUUUCUCCCCUGCAUUGCAGUCCUUACUUGCUGGAGCCCUCGAGAGGAUUACCAACAGGGCUGCUGUCCUUCAGGCUCCUGAAGCAUUGCACUUACUAAAUACUUGUCAAUCUGCUUUUCAUUUACAGCAGCAGUGGAUAGAGAAAUAAGAACAUGCUAUAUGCAAUGGUUGAUGUUUCAUGCAGCAAUCAAAGCACUCCUGUACAGGGGUAGCAGGGAGAACACAGUGCCAUGGAGUCAUGCAUGAUGUCACUGUGUCUCCCGGACCCCAUCUAGCUCUCUGCUGCCCUCUGCAGUCACCACGAAGGCUAAGUUAUCAAAUAAGCCCAUGGUUUCUCCUUACAAUUGUGAUGCUGAGUCUAUCACAGGUUAAGAAACAAAGGCUCAUGGCCUGGCCCAUCCUUUAUUCUGCCCUGUGCCUUGCCCAGGGAGGAAGAAGUUUCUAGCAACUUUGGCUUUCUGUUUGCUGCCUGGUGCUUUUACAGUAUUUCAUUUAUUUUAUAUGUGUGUGUGUGUGUGUGUGUGUGUGUGUGUAUGUCUGUGUGAUGGAUUCUUUAACCAAACUGCAUCGAUUGGGUUGUCAUUAUCAAGUAUAUAUUUAUUGCGUUUUACAAACAUAAGUAUAUAUGUAUGUAUAUGUAUAAAACCAAACUUACAUAUAAAAAGUCAAGGCAUGUAUACUAAAUAUUUUAAAGUUAUUUAUCAAGGGGAAAAGAUGUGUGAUCUAAAGUAAACAGAGUCUAUAUUUUAUAUAAUGUAGAUAGCAAAAAAAAUAGCUUAUAAAUUAUAGAAAGAUUUGGUUUUCCUUUUUUAUUAUUAAAGCAAAAAAAAAAAAAA
Castor canadensis (American beaver) is the source of this 7468-nucleotide messenger RNA. RefSeq names its product Gfo/Idh/MocA-like oxidoreductase domain containing 1 (gene Gfod1). Gene Ontology annotation, molecular function: nucleotide binding. The record is from RefSeq and is a predicted model, not a curated record. Lineage: Eukaryota; Metazoa; Chordata; Mammalia; Rodentia; Castoridae.